AUGGCGACCGAAGUGCGGCAGGAGCUGGCUCAGCUGAUGAACUCCAGUGGAUCUCACAAAGAUCUCGCUGCCAAGUAUGUAACAAUGACCCUUUAACAUACAAAACACUCUUCUAGUUUCAGUCUACUUUUCCAGAUUCAGACAGUUAACGGGAGAGUUAGCAGCGAGAUAGAAAGCUAAGCUAACGAGAGUUAGCUACUUAGCUAUGUUAGCCAUACAUUUAGCUCAGUCCACGUUAUGUGUUUAUAUCAAAGUCUGGCGUGUGCAGGUGAACCUUAAUGCACAGAAUGUUAUUUCAAGUGCAAAUAUAAGCGAUAUGAACGUGUUGAGGCUCGCAUGUGUUUUACUUUCAUGUCUUAGUAUAAUGGUUAGCAUGUAGCAGCCAUGGAGCAGACAUGAUCUGCAGGGAGACCAAAUUAAACAGCUGAUGCAUCUUAUGUAAAGCUCAGUCACUAAAGAGGAAUACUGCAUAUAAAUAAUAUGUCAUCGAAGUGAUGUGCUUGCAGCAGAAAAAUCUAGAUGAGCAUAAGGACCAGGACUAACAACAUGACAGGUCCAACAGCUCCAAAACUGCAGGUGGGACUGGCCACCAAACAUCUUUUUAGCUUUGCCUAAUUGCUUUAGCAAAGAGACUAAACACAACUUACCUACUCUCUUCCAGCAGCUGCUUGUUUGUGGCGAAACCUCGGGCCAGUCCAUUACAGACUACAGCGGGGUGACACAGCUCAAGGAAGAACAUUUAUGAUCAUUACUAUAUAAUUUUUUUGAAGUAAUAAUCACCAUAUGAAUCAUUUUGCACUGCAGACGCGGUAGUUCUUCUGCCUUAGUGUCUCUGUCUGAUUGUAUUUCCAUGAAUAAACGAUCAUAAAUGUUCUUCCUUGAGCUGCGUCACCCCGCUGUAGUCCAUAAUGGACUGGGCAGAGGUCUGGCUACAAACAAGCGGCUGCUGGAUGAGAGUAGGUGAGUUGUGUUUAGUCUCUUCGCUACAGUAAUUAGUCAAAGUUCAAAAGAUGUUUGGUGGCUAGUAUUAUGGCUGGGACCCUAUUUGUACUGUUGAUGAAGUGAGGUGCUGUUCUGAGCAUUAUUUGUGGCUAUAGAGUGGUGCUUUGGUUGAGAUUUGUUUAUGGCUCCUCAGACCGCUGUGUAUUGCUAUCGUGCGGUCGUUACUAAAGUUAGUAUAACUAGAGGAGCAAGCGGUCGGCGACAUUUAUCUCCCAAGGGGGUGUCUAACUCAGUGUUACCCUAAAUUAAUUUUAUGCUGGAAUAUCCUUUUAAUGUCUCCAAGAGAGAUAAACAGGUCAACCAGAGACAAGGCCACUUGUGACCAAUGCCAAUGAGGAGAGGCGUCUGCUGGUUGGACGAUUGUUGGGGCUGAUAUUUGCGGGCUCAUGGCCUGAUCCAGAAGCGGCAGGAGCUUGAAUUGCUGAAAUUGUUCAUGCUUGUUUUGACAGAAAGAUGUCAAACACACAGUCGCUCACAGCUUGUUGUAUACAGGGAUGUUUAGCUGCAGAUUGGUCCCCCUGUCCACCACUGACAGGGUUUACAUUGGACACGUGAGCAUCAAGAGCAGCAGUAGAAAGUAGAACUACGACAAGGUGUUGUGGUCUCCAAAUUACCCACUUAGUCCAAUUGAGGGUCCGUAGGAUGGGCAACCUAGUCCAAACAACAGAGGCCCCACCUCACAACCUUCAAGAUCUGCUGCUAACAGCUUGGUGCUGGAUACUACUGCGUAUCUUUGGAGGUCCUUCAAAGUGCAUGUCUCCUUAGGUCAGGGCCAAAACACCCCUGACUAGACAAAAGGGGCCACACAAUAUCAGACAGGGGGUUAUAUGUAAUGGCUGAUCCAUGCACACACUCCAGUGGAUACAGCAGUAUCCAUAAAACAUUCACACACAGCUGUCAAAUUCCAAAGGAGGACAGAGUUGAUAAAAACAAGGGAGGAGGGGCAACAUCUGCAUGUCACAGGGCUUUAUAUGCUUUACAGUUUUCUUUUUGGACAAAGUUUAUGAAUCAGCCAUUUAAAAAAGCUGUGUGUUUUCUAACCUGUACAAUGUUCGUCAGAUAUCGACAAAUUUUGGACAAGGCCAUACAGUUUACAGAUGCAGACCAACUGGAAUCCUUGAAGGCUUUCGUAGAAGCAAGUAUGUCUUACCUGUUGAUCCAUAUUUUUUACAUGGUCUGAGUACAUCUGCAUGUCAGCUGGUUAUCCCAUCAUCAAUAACUGUUCUGUCUGUUUCAGUGGUCAAUGAAAAUGUCAGUCUUGUCAUCUCGAGACAACUGCUCACUGACUUUUGCACACACCUGCCCAACCUGCCUGAUGCCACAGCUAAAGCGGUGUACCACUUCACCUUGGAAAAGAUUCAGCCGAGGGUCAUCUCCUUUGAGGAACAAGUAAAUACCCUCACAGUUUUCUAAUGUCUGCAUUUGGUAGAUGUUUCUGAUUCAUCUGCAGGGUCUUCUGCAAGAAGGACUAAUAUGUUAUCAUGUGUUCUCAGGUAGCCUCAAUCAGACAGCACUUAGCAACUAUUUAUGAAAAAGAGGGAGACUGGAGAAAUGCUGCCCAAGUUUUAGUCGGUAUUCCUUUGGAAACAGGACAGAAGUAAGUGAGCUGCUCACAGAGUCAUUCCCUGACCUUUAAUGUUUGUGGUAAAUAUUUCCACAUAUAUGAAUACAUUUUACUUCCUCUUGUAGGCAAUACAAUGUUGACUAUAAGUUGGAUACGUACCUGAAAAUUGCACGGCUCUAUUUAGAGGAUGAUGAUCCAGUGCAGGCAGAAGCCUACAUCAACAGAGCAUCAUUGCUUCAGAAUGAGUCCUCCAAUGAACAGCUGCAGAUACACUAUAAGGUACAUGAACCAAAAUCAUUUCAGGUUUUACCAAUAACUUUUGAGUUUCUUAAGUACAAACUGUUUGUCCGUAUGUUUAUAUAUCCCUUUUUCAGUAUUUCUUGCUGUUUUCUUUCUCAGGUGUGCUACGCCAGAGUCUUAGAUUUCAGGAGGAAGUUUAUCGAAGCUGCGCAAAGAUACAACGAGCUGUCCUAUAAGUCAAUUGUCCAUGAGACUGAACGUCUGGAGGCUUUGAAACAUGCUUUAAACUGCACCAUACUCGCCUCUGCAGGUAAAAACUAAGACUACUACAUGAAAUACUGAAACAUGUUAGCUUUGUCGGUUUUAAAAAAAGGCCUCCUAACGUUAGAAACUCAAAAGCACUACAGUGAAAAUUUAGGAGCGCCACAACCAAAUAUACCUCCAUCCCACAGGCUCUACAGUAAACCCAGAGCGAGCUAUCAUUUUCAUAGAGGGCCUGAAAUCUCCCUCCCUAUCUCUCUGUAUUUCUCCCCAACCCAGCAGCGGCUUGGUGGCUGUCUAGCAUGAGUCUGAUCUUUCCCAAGGUUUCUGCCCGUUAAAAGGAAGUUUUUCCUUGCCACUGUUACUCAUGUUAAAUGAGAUGGGUUAAAUCUUCUCCAUCUUAAGGUUGGGUAUUUAUAAUUCAUCAAACAACGAGCGUGGUCUAGACCUGCUCUUUUUCUUUGGAAAGCAUCUUGGGAUGACGACUGUUGUGAAAUGGCGCUAUAUAAAUAAGAUUUGAUUGAUUAAAAUAAAGGCAUUUCAGCUGUUUAAAAGUAAUUGCUGGAAAGUUUUCCUUGUGAUUUGUGACCAGGAUUAACAUGUAAGUAGAUCAUCCCACUCUGAUAGUAACUUAAAUAAUUAUCGUCAUAUAUUGUAGGUCAGCAGCGUUCCCGUAUGUUGGCGACUCUCUUUAAAGAUGAGCGCUGUCAGCAGCUGGCUGCUUACGGUAUUCUGGAGAAGAUGUACCUGGACCGGAUCAUCAGAGGAAACCAGCUGCAGGAGUUUGCGGCCAUGUUGAUGCCUCAUCAGAAAGCCACCACAGCAGACGGUCAGCUCAGAUCAUUUUGCACUAAACAUAAUUUUGAGUUUCCAGUCUGCUUGUCUGUGUAUAAAUCACACAAAAUCUGCAGAAUGUGUGUGAGUGUGACUAAAGUUGGAUGUUCUUUGUUGUUGUUUUUCAGGGUCCAGCAUCCUCGACAGAGCUGUGAUUGAACACAACCUCCUGUCAGCGAGCAAACUCUACAACAACAUCACUUUUGAAGAACUAGGAGCACUUUUGGAAAUCCCUCCAGCCAAGGUGAGACUUUUUCCAGAUUGUUUAUGAUUUAUGUUUUUAUGUACAAAAUAGAAUAGUAAAUACAACGAUGCUGCAAACACACUGAAAUGAACAAAAGUGUCUCUGAUGUAGCAAAGCAAUAACUCCAAUAAUAACAAAACUGUUAUUUUCUAUGGUGUAUUUCUAAUGCCUGUAACUGUUAGCUCUCCCACAGCAAAUACUCAUGAAAAGUGACAAAUUUUGUUCUUCAAAGAGGAGAUUUUCUUUGGUCAAUUAGAACCCCUCCCACAAUUCAUUAAUGACAAAAUCAUUAAUAGUAUGGUUAACACUUUGUCUGGGAGGGGCGCCAAAGUCAACACAAACCGAAAGUCCCACACAAGAGCUUUAAAUUGUGCCCAUUGAGCUCAGGAUCAACCUAAAAAAACAUAAGCUGUAAAUCGUGAAACUUGCUUGCUUGUUCAUACAGAGCUGGUUUUCUAUUUCUACACACUGUAUUUUAAAUCCUGUGGUUUCAACAGCUGAGUGAAGUCAUAGACACUCUGUGAUAAAUAUAAAUAAAAACAAGUUUUAUUUUUUAACUAUUUCAAUAACCUGGAUCCUCACAGCACGGACAUUGAACCUGUGAUAUUUCUCUGGUUCACAUGUCAUCACUGACAGGUUGAUGUCUGAAUGCUCCUGUGGAGUCUUGUUCCUGUUUGUAUUUAUGUCACUUGUUUGGAUAUAAAUUGAAUCUGAUUAAGUUUGUUUGACCCUAGAGCACAUUUUCUUUUCCUAGUGUCAUUAGUGUAACUUUUUUAUUUCCCUGUGAUAUCUGUGACAUGUCUGCCUCCAUUUUUUGUCCCCAGGCUGAGAAAAUAGCUUCCCAGAUGAUCACAGAGGGUCGUAUGAACGGCUUUAUUGACCAGAUAGACGGCAUUGUUCACUUUGAGAGUGAGUUACGUCAGCUGAUGUGGUUUUAGCUUCAUUUAGGCAAAUUUUGAGCUGUUUUGUAGAUUAACGGUACAAUUCAAAUUUUAUUCAAAUCCAACACAAAUGCAACAUCUCGCUUUUUUAUUUUCGUUUAGCUGUUCCUGAAUCUGACCCAAGUACCAUCAUAACAUAUUGACCUUUUAACUUUAGAUGUACUAUGAAACCCUCUUCCGUGCUCUUAUUUUAUUUACAGAACUGUUUAUUUUUUGUCAAAGUUCUGAAAUUUUUCAUCCAAACAUUUUGCAUUUGCUAUAUUGUGACGAUAAGUCAGUCAUCUAACCAUUUGUGGCCAGUAGAGGGCAGUACAAACAAACAAAAAAUGACCCAAAUAGAACAGAGGGUCAUUUAUUUUCCCAUGGAAAGAGGAAGCGUUUUGACAGUGAAGGUAUUGCAGCCAUUAAAAGUCCCGCUCUGAGUUUGAACAUGUAAAUAUAUUGUGUAUUUAUUUAUAUCAUAAAAUCAUAAUCUGCUUCAUCUCUUGGCCUCUAAUAUAUUUUUUUUCUGUGGCAGCUCGUGAACCUCUUCCUACUUGGGACAAACAGAUCCAGUCUCUGUGUUUCCAAGUCAACAACCUGUUAGAAAAGAUCCGUCAGGCAGCUCCAGAGUGGGCCGCCCAGGCUAUGGAAACCCAGAUGACCCAGUAA
This is a messenger RNA of Xyrichtys novacula (pearly razorfish), 5737 nucleotides long. NCBI's taxonomy places the organism in Eukaryota, Metazoa, Chordata, Actinopteri, Labriformes, Labridae. The record is from the annotation of a GenBank genome assembly.